AGAGUUGCAUGUUUGACUGAAAAACGGCUGUAAAUCCGCCAGGGGAUUUAACGAUUCUGUCAUUCUGGACUCACUAAGUCAGCCUGACCUUCUGCUGCAGGACAAGCGGCGUCGACAUCACCCCUGCUCUGGAGCAAAGCUCUUAAUUUUUCAUUUCCACCUUAAGACCGCGGAUAAACAGAACAUCUGGUUUUAAUCUCAGCAGCCGUUAAAUAAAUCUUCUCAGAAGCAACACGUUUUCCCUUCUCAACUCCGCGCGUCUUGGCGCGCCGCGCGCCCUGGCGCCGCUGGAGACCGCAAAGGGUUAAACGGGGUGUUAAAGCAAUCCCUUUAACAGGCAGGUGCCCCCGCUCGGCCCCAACCCCAAGCGGAGCUCCGACUUAUUAAAACAGCUUCUUCCUGCAUCGCAGGAGCAGCUCCUAAUUGUCUUAUUGCGAGCCACUUGGCGAGUGAUGGCCGCAGAUUAGGGAGCGAAGAGCAGACCGCCAGCGCCGCGACUUCACCGGGACUCAUCGGCUCGGACCGCAUCAAGUUGCUUCCUGUCGCCCGGCAUUUCUUUGAGCAAGUGUAAGUGGGUUGUUGUUUUUUUUUAAGGGGGGAGCUGGAUCACAGACCCGCAGCUCUGUCUCCGAUCUUCACCACUUGUCGAGUUGAGAUGCGCUGGAUGCUGUUUCCACGGUGGAUCUGGUUCCUGGCGUGCGCGUCCGCGCGGAUGGAGCUCGGCGGCGCAGCUCUGCCCCGUGUCACCUCCUCGCACGCGGGCAUCUGCCCCAAUGAGAUGAACCCCAAACUGUGGGUGGAUGCCAUGAGCACCUGCACGCGGAAAUGUGAAUCAGAUGAGGAGUGUGAGUCCUUUGAAAAGUGUUGCCAAAAUGUCUGUGGGAACCACAGUUGCGUUGCUGCCCGCUACGUGGAUGGGAAGAAGGGCCCUGUGGGAAUGCCCAGGGAAGCAUCGUGUGCCAACUUCAUCUGCACCCAGCAGGGCUCCGAGUGUAUCAUCUGGGACGGCCAGCCCGUGUGUAAAUGCCGGGACCGCUGCGAGAAGGAGCCGAACUUCACCUGCGCCUCAGAUGGCAUGACUUACUACAACAAGUGUUUCAUGGAUGCAGAGGCGUGUUCUAAGGGCAUCACCCUCUCAGUUGUCACAUGUCGAUUCCACCUCACCAACACGAGCCCUUCGCUUCCCCAGGUGACCACGCUUCGUCCUACGACCGCCCCCUUUCAGCCCACCGUCCCGCUACAGAUGGAACCUGAACAACCUGUGUUGGUCACCAGCCCCGUUCAUCAGACCGUAAACGUGGGCGAAACAGCCAGCUUCCUGUGCGAUGUCACCGGUCAACCCCGGCCUCAGAUCACGUGGGAGAAGUGGCUGCCCUUGGGAGUUGUGAGGGUGAUAAUGAGGCCCAAUAAUGUGUUGGGGAACAUGGUGGUCACAAACAUUGGCCAGCUGGUCAUCUAUAACGCCCGGCUGCAAGAUUCUGGGGUCUAUACCUGCAUGGCUUGGAACCCAUCUGGUUCAGUCCAGGUCCACCACCAGCUCACUGUGCUCUCAGCAGAGGUGUUCAGCACUCUGGGGCCCAAGAACCUGACUCGCUGCCUCCCUGAAGAAUGCCAAAACCCCUUUGACAGCCAGGAGGACUGUGGAACGGAGCUGGAGAAAGUCAGCUGGUAUUACGAGCCCAAAUCCAACAACUGCUUUCCCUUCAGACACUGCCACAGCAGCAAUGACCAGUCGCCCAGAAAGGUGUUUGACACGUACGAGGGUUGCAUACGGUGCUGUGGACCGGAGCUGUCCAGGCCCUGUGGACUGCCCGCCCUGCAGGGCCGCUGUAAGGCCUAUGAGCCCCGGUGGGCGUACAGUACCACCAUGGGCGAGUGUCAGCCCUUCGUCUACGGAGGCUGUGAAGGAAAUGACAACAACUUUGUGUCAAAAGAGCUCUGCGAGGAGAUGUGCCCCUUCCCAAAAAACCACCGCUGCAAAGCUUGCAAGCUGAGAGGCAAGAUGGUGACUAGCUUCUGUAGGAGCGACUUUGUGGUCCUGGGCCGCAUGACGGACAUUAUGCAAGAGAAAGACUCAGGCCACGCCCUCGUGACUGUGGAGGAGAUCUUUAAGGAUGAGAAGAUGGGUUUGCACUUCCUCGGCACAGAACCUCUCGAAGUCACUUUCCUCAACAUGGACUGGAACUGCCCAUGCCCAAACAUAACGGGCGCGGCCGCCGAAGGUCAGCUCAUCAUCAUGGGCAACGUCAGCGAAGGAAUGGCCGUCCUCCAGUCCGAAAGCUACGUGGGCUCCUCCAGUCCCCGUCGGGUACGGAAACUGAAAGAGGUCAUCUCGAAGAACACCUGCGACAUCCUCAAAGCAAUCGCCAACAGCCCUCAGUAGGUUUCUCACUGCACAAAGCGUAGACUUGACAAAACUGAACAAACUGUUGUGAGCUCGACCUCAAUGAGGCACUGUUUGAAUCUUUUGAUUCGAAAGGUUAUGUUUCUUGGAAUGUUUUGCUAAUUUUUUGUCCCCCAGUUGUAUCUUGUUCAUCUAGGAUUUUGAAUAUUUUAGUUUCUGUUUUGCCUAAUAAAACAAACUAAAUUAAGAUGUCCUUAAUUUUUGUUUUAUUGUGUUGUGAACAGGCAUCUGCAUUGCAGAUUUAUUUUGCUUUUACUUUAGUCAAAUCUAAUGGCGUCAGAUCGCUAAUGAUAACCUGAAAACACUUAAAUACAGUGUUAAAUUGUUUUAUUUAUUUAUAGAAGAAAAAACAAAAAAAUCAACCUUGUUUAAGGUGAAAAUUUGUUAAACUAUAUAAGUGAACAAAUUUUUAAAUUACAAAAUGUAACAAAUGCUAAAUAAUAAAAUUCCUGCAAUUGACCAUAAUUUUUGGAACGUUGAUUUCAAUCAACAUCUCAGUAUGGAAACGGUUACAGAGCCAUUUCUAAUCUUGAUGCUUUAGUGGUUUUGUAUUCACCCAAUUUUUCUGUCCAAUAUAAAAAUAGAAUUUACGAUACCAAAAAGAAUAAGCAGAAACAACAGAAAUUUAUUGGGGGCCAAUCGUUUUUCACUGCACUGUAGCUCAUUACUAAUUAUUGUUACUUUUCAUGACCUCCAGCAGAAUGAAGAACAGAUCUUUUUCUAUUUUUCAUAUAAUUUAAAUGGCCUUGUAUGUGUAUAGUCUAUUGUUACAGCUCUACUUCCAAUCAAGAACUUUGUAUAUACACAUUAUAUCAAACCAAAGUACCUGUUAAACGUAAUAUAAGCUUUGAUGUAUUUGAUUAAAAAUGAUUUGUUAUUACAACUUUGUUGUUGUUUCUUUACAACCAAUUUUGUACUAUUUUUUUUACUAACUUUGCUUUUCUUUUGGGGCUAUUUAUUGCCAUGUAGGCUUUGUAUUUUACUGUGUAUGUAAUAAUAAAUAAAUGGAUUUUUAUAAUGUGUCUCA
Molecule: messenger RNA, 3431 nt
Organism: Xiphophorus couchianus (Monterrey platyfish)
Lineage: Eukaryota; Metazoa; Chordata; Actinopteri; Cyprinodontiformes; Poeciliidae
Gene: wfikkn2b
Product: WAP, follistatin/kazal, immunoglobulin, kunitz and netrin domain containing 2b
Exons: 2
Coding region: 656-2383 (575 amino acids)
Biological process (GO): transforming growth factor beta receptor signaling pathway
Cellular component (GO): extracellular region
Molecular function (GO): serine-type endopeptidase inhibitor activity; receptor antagonist activity; transforming growth factor beta binding
Source: RefSeq, a predicted model, not a curated record